Messenger RNA from Quercus robur (English oak), 1635 nucleotides. Its product is annotated as dehydrogenase/reductase SDR family member FEY-like. The transcript is spliced from 7 exons. The coding region runs from base 193 to 1317 and encodes 374 amino acids. Lineage: Eukaryota; Viridiplantae; Streptophyta; Magnoliopsida; Fagales; Fagaceae. The record is from RefSeq and is a predicted model, not a curated record.
UGGUUUGAGUCUGACCACUCUCUAGUCACUCCCACCGCAUCCGAUUCCAAUCAAAGCAUUAAUAAUGUGGUUUUAGAAUAGUAGCCAUAAACUAAAAAUUAUCGGUAAAUGGUCAACGCAGCAGUGAGCUGAGCCUACAGAGAGAGAGAGAGAGAGAGAGAGAGAGAGAGAGAGUUAUAGUUUCUAGUUUCGAUGGCAACGAAGCGGAAGCAGAAAAAGAAAGAGGGUUUGGGAUGGAUAGAAUGGUUGAGAGGUUGGAUGUAUUUGAUAUACGAAAUGCUGUUCCAGAGGAUCUCGGCAAGCCACUUGCACAACCCCAUGCCUUUGCCUCCCGGGCUCAACGAUCUCACCUGCAUAGUCACCGGCUCCACCAGUGGCAUUGGCCGUGAAACCGCUAGGCAAUUGGCGGAGGCAGGGGCACACGUCAUCAUGGCUGUCAGGAACCCUAAGGCCGCUCACCAAUUGAUCCUCGAUUGGCAAAACCAAUGGUCCCUUUCCGGAGGAGGAUUGGCUCUCCCUCUCAAUAUUGAGGUUAUGGAACUCGAUCUUCUCUCAUUGGAUUCCGUCGCCAGAUUCGCCCAAGCAUGGAAUGCACGUUUAGGACCUUUACAUGUUCUUAUUAACAAUGCCGGAAUAUUUUCCAUCGGAGAGCCUCAAAAAUUUUCGAAAGAUGGGUAUGAAGAACACAUGCAAGUAAAUCAUCUGGCUCCAGCUUUGCUUUCAGUAUUGCUUUUGCCAUCUCUUAUCAGAGGCUCUCCAAGUCGAAUUAUUAAUGUGAAUUCUGUUAUGCAUUAUGUUGGCUUUGUUGACACAGAAGAUAUGAAUGUUGUUUCUGGGAAAAGGAAAUUUACAAGCCUAGUGGGAUACUCAAGCAGCAAGCUAGCACAGGUUAUGUUUAGCAGUGUCCUCCAUAAGCGGCUACCUGCUGAAUCUGGCAUUUGUGUAUUAUGUGCAUCUCCUGGAAUUGUUCAAACAAAUGUUGCAAGGGAUCUUCCCAAAAUUGUUCAAGCUGCUUAUCAUCUGGUACCCUAUUUUAUGUUUAAUGCUCAAGAAGGUUCAAGGAGUGCUCUUUUUGCAGCCACAGAUCCUCAGGUUCCAGAGUACUGUGAGUUGUUGAAAGCAGAUGAGUGGCCUGUUUGUGCUUACCUCUCACAAGAUUGCCGCCCAACAAAUCCUUCAGAAGAAGCACACAACCUUGAGACAUCAUUCCAAGUCUGGGAGAAGACAUUAGAGAUGGUUGGCCUUCCUUCAGAUGCAGUGGAGAGGCUUAUAGAAGGGGAAGAAGUUCUAUGCCGAUAUGGGGCUCAAAGGGGGUAGUUUUUUUUAUUACCGGUUCACUAUGAUAGUGCUAGAUUAUAUUCAAAGGGUGCAGUCUAAACGCUCAUCCAAGAUACUGUAAAGGCUGGUUUCUUGAUUGCAAAGUGAUGGCUAUUCUUUUAUUAAGUAGGCAGAAAAACUGAAGUGCAUGUCAUUCUAGUACAAUUAUAUUUUGUGCACCACUGUGGGGCUCCUUGACAUACGAAUGCAUGCAUGCAUUUGACCUUUGUUAGGUGGUCUUCUGUCCCUCUGAGUUAAGGGACAAUUUGUUAUUUGGUAGGAUACCAACAUAGGAAUUAGAGUGAAUUAUUACGUCUC